CCCGGUGGACGAGGGCUGCCCCUUUGACGUGGCGGCUAGCACAGCCUGAUGAAAAACUAUAAAAAUCUAGCCUAUUUCGAGGUCCAGUCCAUUUUACUGGUCAGUUUUAGCACUAUGGCGCGUUGGACUACUACUUCAUUCUGUUUGUUCUUGAUUUUGGCGUGUGUAGAGAGUGGAUUGAUCCACACGGAAUUUCAUGUGGAUGCGGAGCUUGCAUUGGGUGUGGAUCAAAAGGACAACGCCAAUGAUACCUCACCAAUGAUGAGAGAGUCAAACGACGCCUCUGUUGUAUCAGAAACCCGAACAGACAGCAACGUCUCUAGCAAUACUACAGCCGCGGACAAAAUUUUGAUUAUCAAGAAUGAAACAAAAGAGCUUUUUGAAGAUUUUAACAAGUCUCUGGUGUCCUCAAAUUCAUCUCCAGAGACCUCUCUGUUUAUCGGAUCUGCUACAGGUGAAAGUUUGAUUGACGCGAGCUCGAAAGGAAAUGUCGCAGCCGUCGACGAUGCGAAUCUGACAAGUGAUAAAACAACCCAGAUCACCACUGAUAUUAAAUCCACACAAACAUUUUCUUCCCAAAUUCCCCCUGACUCUCCCACGCCCACGUUAAGCUCAGUGACCAAUUCCUCACUGGUUGCCAAAGAAUCAGUGACCAAUGCCGAACAAAUUACUACGUUUCCAUCCGUCUCCUCAAAUAUGGACGUCACUGACGUUCACACUCAGACCCCGCCAUUAUCAAGUACUGAAGUCUUAGCGUCUGCACCGUCUGAUGAUGUCCAGGUCUCAGUAUCCGAGACCACAGGGGGAGCAGUCCUUGAUGGGACCCUUGAAACAGUUUCUACAUCGGCCCCUGCUGUAGGAGACGUCUCAACCACGCCAUUACCUGCUGUAGCAGACGCAGAGCUUGUUGAAAAUUUAUCGAUGCUUUCCAAGACAAUGGAUGGGUUUGAUUUGAUUAUGGACAGCGCGAUCGAAGCUUCGAUCAACGAAAGUAAAGGUUUAUUUGAUACUACCGUGAGUGAUACCUCUGCAGCACCAGCUAAUCAAGAAAUUGUAUCCACUGGCGGCCCAUCACUUGAUUCAGGGACAACCGAAACUGUACUAACCUCAACUGGUAGUGUUUUUGAAACCCUUGCUAUUUCCGCAUCAAACAACAUAGGUGCUAGCGAGAGUAUUUCUUCCUCUUCAAAUAUUUCAACAGACACAACAACAAACGGGGUUGAGAACGUUGAUAUGGCAGCGUCGAUGUCAAUAACAACAGCGGUCGAAACUCCAAUUGAAACAACGACCUCUGCGGACAACGUUGUUAGCGCACAGAUUAAGACCACGGAAAAGUUUACUGAACCAGUCAUUACACCAGUUGUAUCAACAGGCGAAAGCUUGCAAUCAACAGAAACUCCAACGGUUCCAACUCCAGUAUCAGCGACAGUGAAACCCACAGACAGCACAGACAAUGUUGUCACAUCUACUGAAAGAAUGGUUAUAUCUUCGGACUCUACUGUUGAAAACCAAGUGGGAACAAUAAAUACAGACGAUCUAUCUCCCCCUACUGUGGUUGUUGACCAGGCUACUUCUGAUGUAGUAGAGACAACGGUAGAGACUUUAGAAAAUAAACCAAUAGUAGACACAACAUCGGAGACCAAUGCACAGCAAGAUACAACAACCAUGCAGAAUACUGCAGAGUCGGUCUCAGCAACGUCAUCAGCCUCAUCAGGAACUGGAAGUACAAAGAUUGAAGGCACAAUAUCAACAGUUUCUGACAUGACUUCGCAAGCCGUCGAAGCAAAGGUGUCAUCUACAACUCCACAAGCUAAGGAGGAGAUUGAAGGCACAAUAUCAACAGUUUCUGAUAUGACUUCUGAAGUCGUCGAAGCAGCGGUGUCUGCAACAACUCAACAAGUCACGAAUAAGAAUACGAUAGAAGUAGCAGUGCAGUCAACAACUGAUAACAAUGUGCAACCAACAGAAGAGGUCGCAACAAGCCAGCCAACAUCAGAUAACAUUGUGCAACGAACAGAAGAGGUUGCAACAAGCCAGGCAACAUCAGAUAACAUUGUGCAACCAACAGAAGAGGUUGCAACAAGCCAGGUAACAUCAGAUAACAUUAUGCAACCAACAGAAGAGGUUGCAACAAGCCAGGCAACAUCAGAUAGCAUUGUGCAACCAACAGAAGAGGUGGCAACAGAUCAGGCGACAUCAAAUAUUGUUGCAGAUACAAACAAUUCGGUGACAACAUCUGUCGAUCUGGCACAAACAGCAAAUCUAGUCUCAUCCACAAGUUCAAGUAUAACUGGAACUGUGGAUAUGACAGAAUCAAUAACAACAAACAACCUAGAGACAACAGACGCUCCAAGUACAAAUGCACCUACAACAACAACAGAAUCAGUCACAACAACGACAACAACAAAAAGGACGACAACAACAGCAACCACAGAGGCCCCCUCGACAGCAAGCACCACCCCGAGACCAUGCCCUGUGUACCAAACCAAGUACAACCGGAACGACCUUCUGGUGACCACUGAGCCCGAGGGCUGUACCAUGAUUUCAAAGAUAGUGGACUUGAGAGGUCAAUUUAGGGGGUCUAACCGCAUGAUAUGGAGAAAAAUGCACGCAGGCCUGAGAGGACUGCGGUACCCCGAUGUUUCCUUCAAAUACGAGGGUGAAGAUGGUGGAACCGACGAGAAGUGUCGAAUGCCCACUAAAACAGUGGGGCCCUAUAUUGUUGUAGAUACCAUACCGGGGCGAUGCCAAAUAGUGAUUGGUUUGAGAAGCGUUAGAGCCCCUAUCCAGAUAAAUAACCCACCCGGAAAGAAAGGGCCACCACAGCGCCUCUUUAGAUUCCGAUUAGUCAUGCGUCCCGUGGUGGAAUAUUUAGAGGGAGACUUGCUGUAACUGGUCGGCGCCAAAAUUUGUGGACAUUCAGAUUCUCAAAUUUAGAUGCGAAAUAGUAUUGUUAUUUGUUGAAAUCCAUAAAAUAAUAAACAAUUUCAUACAU
Molecule: messenger RNA, 2995 nt
Organism: Magallana angulata
Lineage: Eukaryota; Metazoa; Mollusca; Bivalvia; Ostreida; Ostreidae
Product: mucin-5AC-like
Exons: 6
Coding region: 49-2892 (947 amino acids)
Source: RefSeq, a predicted model, not a curated record